Messenger RNA from Anisakis simplex (herring worm), 1737 nucleotides. NCBI's taxonomy places the organism in Eukaryota, Metazoa, Nematoda, Chromadorea, Rhabditida, Anisakidae. The record is from the annotation of a GenBank genome assembly.
AUGCUCGGUACAAAUAACUUUCGAGUUAACAGCUUCGAUUCGCCUGAUUUCGAAGUUUUCUCAGGAAGCACAUUCGAGAAGGAGGAGGGGGUAACGGCGACCUACCAGACCAUCAAAAGCGGUAAUGAAGUACCCGAACGUGAGAACCACUGUUUUAGAUCAUAUGCAGUAGCAAUUUGUCAAGGUAGCCUCUCAGCUUGCGUAUUCAUUGUUGUUCUUCUUUGUCUUAUUCUCAGUGUUCUCACCACUGUAGAGGCGUAUACACGAAGAGCACAUGAACUUCUCUUUUUUAUGGAGGUUUUUCUGGUGAUAUUUUUCGGUGUUGAAUACUGUGUUCGUUUAUGGUCGGCAGGAUGUCGCUCCAAAUACCUUGGUAUUCUUGGACGUCUUCGUUUCGCUCGAAAACCUAUAUCACUCAUUGAUUUAUGUGUUGUAUUAGCGAGUUCAGUCGUGAUCUGCGUUGGAAGUGAGGGACAAGUGUUCGCAACAAGUGCGAUUAGAGGCGUUCGUUUCUUGCAAAUUCUUCGCAUGCUUCAUGUGGACCGUCAAGGUGGCACAUGGCGGCUCCUUGGAUCGGUUGUGUUUAUUCAUCGACAAGAACUGAUCACGACUCUUUAUAUUGGUUUUCUUGGGCUAAUUUUUUCAUCAUAUUUCGUUUAUCUGGCUGAGAAAGACCACGUCACACCUGAGGGAAGAGCCACUUUCUCGAGUUAUGCAGACGCACUCUGGUGGGGAGUGAUAACAUUAACAACGAUUGGCUACGGUGACGUUGUACCACAAACAUGGGUCGGUCGCAUUGUUGCAUCUUGUUUUGCUAUUUUUGCAAUUUCCUUCUUCGCACUUCCAGCCGGUAUUUUGGGGUCAGGAUUUGCACUCAAAGUACAACAAAAACAACGUCAGAAGCACUUCAACAGACAGAUCCCAGCUGCAGCAACUCUAAUCCAAUGUCUCUGGCGAUGCUAUGCGGCCGAUCGACAUUCCGUCUCAACAGCCACAUGGUCAGUACACGUUGAUCCGUUGACAAAUAAAGAGGACCACGACCACAACGGUGCAAAUCCAAAACACGGUACUAAUAUUGUGCAACGUGUCGUGCACAGAAAACUUAGAGGCCGACUGAAAUCAAUGACAACUGUGAAUGAGGAUGCACGAUUGAGUGACGGUGAAUUCGAUGAACCAAAUUUGGCCAAGUGUCAUGCGCGAGGCAAGAAGUUCAGUUUGUUCGAUUCAAAAUCAGAAGGUAUCGAUCAAGAAGUGGAUGCCGAGGAGCUUUCAAAUACUUCUCAUAAGAUAUCGCACAUUUCUGAGCUAACGGAAGUGCAUAAGAACGCCAUACGAGCCAUCCGUAAGAUCAAGUAUUUUGUGGCAAGACGUAAAUUCCAGCAAGCAAAGAAGCCAUACGAUGUUCGCGAUGUGAUAGAGCAAUACUCUCAAGGACAUUUGAAUAUGAUGGUGAGAAUAAAGGAACUUCAAAGAAGACUGGAUCAUACGUUGGGUAAACCAGGACAAUAUCAAGUGAACAAUAAGAAAGGGCAGUCGAUGACAAUCGGUUCGAGGCUAACGCGAGUUGAAAUACAAGUAAAUAUCUGCCUCCUUUCACAUAUCAACCAAAUCUCUUCUCGAUACCUCGCCUUGCAUUCGGCUUUUGACCGAUUCCAAACGAUCACAUCCUUCUCGCUGACCGCUCGACAAAAAUCUUACAGUCCCUUUGGCUUGUUCCAUGAGGGUUCGUCGCAGUGA